Molecule: messenger RNA, 1466 nt
Organism: Hymenoscyphus albidus
Lineage: Eukaryota; Fungi; Ascomycota; Leotiomycetes; Helotiales; Helotiaceae
Source: the annotation of a GenBank genome assembly
AUGAUGGAAAACGAGAUAUCGAGGGUUAUAAUAAGGAGCUUGAAAGCCGGGGAGAGCCCUCAUGGUUCAGUGUUCCAUGGCUUUAUGCAGAGUGCUAUCUGUACAGGUAUGAUUUCCCCUGUCCAACACCAAAAACGAAUGGAAAGAGGUGGAGCAAAGCUAAGCAACCCAAGUUAGACGUGUAGCAACAUCCUUCUCCCUCUCCACCCACUGGAAAAACUACGAUAUUUUCGCCCGCCAAAAACUCGCAACCUUCCGCUCCUCCCGUCCUGCAGUCCUCGAACUCGCAGCUCGCUACCACACCCUCCUCCAACAAAUGUCCGACAAAACAAACAAAUCAGAACAAGAACUCGAUGCGGCGGAGAAAAUCCUCUUCAUGGAAAUGUGCGAGAUUUGCCUGUGGGGAAACGCGACGGAUCUCUCACUACUUACAUCCCUGACCUACGAAGACAUCCAAAAACUGCAAGGUUCCGAGGCUAGAAAGGCUUCCGAGGCAAAUAUCUUGGUCAAUGACCUGGAAAUGGCAUAUGAUCUUUUGAAGAAAGCGAAGAGAGAAGGGAAGAAGCAUAGACAGGUAGAUAUUGUUCUCGACAACGCUGGGUUCGAACUUUACGUUGAUCUUAUCCUUGCCGGAUUUCUCCUCUCGGCAGGUCUUGCGACGAAUAUUAUUUUACACCCCAAGUCGAUUCCUUGGUUUGUGUCUGAUGUCUUGCCGGGGGAUUUUGCGGCUUUGUUGAAUGCGCUUGCAAAUCCUCAGCCUUUUUAUAGUACGCCUUCGGAUGAGGAGACGAAUAAGGGUAUUACUCCAACUUCCUUGAAUGAGCAGGAAGUCGGAGAAUUAUCAUUCUUGUUCCAGAAUUGGAGUGCGUUCCAUGCGGAAGGACAGUUGAUGCUUCGUUCCAAUAGAUUUUGGACUGAAGGGGGGAGUUUCUGGCGACUGCCUACUUCUGAUAAACGUCUUCACGAAGACCUGAAAGAAAGUGAACUAGUAAUCUUCAAGGGCGAUUUGAAUUACCGAAAAUUGACUUGUGAUGUAAGUCUCUCACUUCUUCGCUCUCUCUGUCUCCAAUUCCAUGUUUUAUUUUCCAUCCCUUGCUUCGCUUUUGCUAACAAUAAUCAGGCCGCUUGGGAUCCAACAACUCCUUUCACAAAAGCCAUUGGUCCUCUGGGACCUGACUCAGGGGUCAAUGUUCUGGCUUUGAGAACUUGUAAGGCGGAUGUGGUGGUAGGCUUGAAGGAUGGGGAAGAUGAGAAGUUGAGAGCCUUGGAAGAAGGUGGAGGGGAUAGUGGGAAGAGGAUGUGGGCUUGGAGUGGGAAGUGGGCUGUUGUCAGCUUUUCGGGUGGGAAAUGAGUUAUUAGUCGAUUAAGGGACGUGGGAAUGGUGAAAUGGUGAUAUUGAUAUGGGGAGAGUUUUAUGGUUGUAGAUAGAAGAAAGAGAAUAGAUUUGAGGGGCCAUUAAAAACGGU